AUGGCAGAGACUCAUGGUUUGAUGGAGAGACUGGAGAAAGCAGUGACUCGGCUUGAAUCAUUAUUUUCAGAUUCACACAGAUCUGGUGGAAUGGAGUGUGAUGCCAUCAAUGGAGUCAAUGGAAGCAUAGCACCAUAUGUUGAAGCCUUUGAUAGGCUGCUGAAUGGAAGUGUUGCUGAAUUUCUCAGGUACAGCAAGAUUCUUGAAGGUGACGUGAAGACACAUGCAGAGAUGGUACGUGCUGCUUUCCAAGCGCAGAGAUCUUUCCUGGUGUUAGCAUCUCAAUGUCAAGAGCCUCAAGAGAAUGAGGUGGCAAUGCUUCUCAAGCCAAUAUCAGAGAAGAUUCAGGAAAUCCAGAACUUCAGAGAAAGGAACAGAGGAAGUACAAUGUUCAACCACCUCUCAGCCGUCAGUGAAAGCAUACCUGCCCUUGGGUGGAUAGCAGUGUCUCCUAAACCAGGCCCUUAUGUCAAGGAGAUGAAUGAUGCUGCUACCUUUUAUACUAACAGGGUAUUAAAGGACUACAAGCACAGUGACACACGCCAUGUUGAUUGGGUGAAGUCAUAUCUGAACAUCUGGUCUGACCUUCAAGCUUAUAUCAAAGAGCAUCAUACCACAGGUCUCACCUGGAGUAAAACUGGUCCUGUCGCAUCACCCAUGUCUAUGCGAUCUGUUCUAACAAGCGGGUCAUGCCUCUCCCCGCCACCGCCACCACCGCCGCCGCCACCUGGACCUCCCCCCACCUUUGAUACAGAAACCGUAAAGGAUGAAGGAACCGCAUCUCGCUCAGCCCUAUUUGCACAGCUUAACCAGGGAGAGGCAAUUACCAAAGGGCUUCGACAUGUCUCUGAUGACCAGAAGACUCACAAGAACCCCAGCCUACGUGCCCAGGGUCCAUCUGUUCGUUCUCCAACAAAAAGCCAUACUCCAAGUCCCACCUCUCCCAAGAAUUCCCCGCAGCAGAGCCAUGCCCCUGUCUUGGAGCUAGAGGGAAAGAAGUGGAGAGUGGAAUAUCAAGAGGAUAAGAAUGACCUGGUCAUUAACAACACUGAACUCAAGCAAGUGGCCUACAUUUUUAAAUGUAACAAAUCUACGCUUCAGAUAAAAGGAAAAAUCAAUUCAAUUACUAUUGACAACUGUAAAAAGUUUGGCCUUGUGUUUGACAACGUUGUGGGAAUCGUGGAAGUGAUCAAUUCCAGGGAUAUUCAGAUUCAGGUGAUGGGGAAAGUGCCAACCAUUUCUAUUAACAAAACAGAAGGCUGCCACAUCUACCUCAGUGAGGAAUCAUUAGAUUGUGAGAUUGUGAGUGCCAAGUCAUCCGAGAUGAACAUCCUCAUCCCCCAAGACGGUGAUUAUAAAGAAUUCCCGGUUCCUGAACAGUUCAAGACAGCAUGGGAUGGAUCUAAGUUGGUCACUGAACCUGCAGAGAUUGUGGGUUAACUUCCUAACGCCAUACAGCACUUGCUGACCGUGACCAGACCGCAGCCAGCAUAAACAAAGCAGCAAUGUAAAGAACUAGAAGUAGCAGUAGUUCAUACUGCUGUGAUAGGCCUUCAAGCAUUAGCUCUGCAUGCUAGAAACAAUAACACAUCUGGCACGCUUUUGUGAGGCAUCCCAGUAUUUUUCAUGUUUCCACACAGUUUGCCUUCACAUACAAUUUUAAUUCUAAAUGAUGUCAUGUGAAUGUAAUGGAUUAAAACCCCCACCCUCCAGUCACAUCAUUGGUUUGAAAUACUGUAUACAUUAAGCCAAAAUACUGCAUGAUACACUUUGUUAUCAUCUUGCUUCAGUGCAUUCCUUUUUCUGUUUCUGCUAAUCAAAAACAGCAUUAAGACUUUAAGAUGUUUAUUUUUACCUAUUAAGCAAUUCCUGUAUGAUGCAGUAAAAAUGUACCCCUAGAAAGUAUGCAGUUCCUUGUAGUUCUGUGGCAAUCAUAAUUGGUUUUGUUUUAAACAAGCAAAAAAGGACAACUUUCAGCAAUACGUUUUGCUAACAGAAGAUUAAAAAAAUCUGGUAUUUUAAUCAAACACAUUUCUAAUAUGUAUAUUUAGAAGACCCCUAUGUUUUCUGUGAGGUGAGAUUUCAUUAUGGUCCACAGACUUGCUGUUGCCCUCUCAUUUCUUGCAAAUUAGUAAUCCUUUCUAAGCUAAAGCCUCAUCUAAACUAAAACCUCACAGCAAAUCACUUGAAGGUUUUUUGCUCCUUGGAUUUCUUUUUUUCUUUUUUUUUUGUGAGACAAUCUCUCAUUCUUUAAAAUUUCACAUUGUAUCUUGCAUCCUAUUCAGAAAACUGAGGGAGGCAUAUAUGCCAGAUACCAGCUAGUUUCCUUACUAAUAAUGUUGCUUUAAAAUA
Messenger RNA from Nipponia nippon (crested ibis), 2352 nucleotides. Lineage: Eukaryota; Metazoa; Chordata; Aves; Pelecaniformes; Threskiornithidae. The record is from RefSeq and is a predicted model, not a curated record.